AUGGAAAAGGCUCUUCGCCUUGUUGAACCUUCACUCAAGACACUUCAUGACCUUGAGCCAAAAUAUAAAGCAAUGGAUGAUGCUUGCAAUGAGUGGCUACGUGAGGUUGAAGAAUACGGACCCAUUCCAUCAAUAGAAGAGUGGCAUGCAACGAAUACUGCACCCUCUGUCAACUCUUCAGCUGGAGAAUGCACAAGAAUACUAGCCAUUGAUGUUCCAGUGCUUGAACCCUAUGAUGCCCUGGCUGAUACUAAUGAGCUGGAACCACGAAACUCGGUACCGCCUGAACUCGCAGAUGAAUCCACUGGAAUACUAGGUGACUUAAACAUCGAUGCAGCUCUAUCACCCUUGCCAUCUGUAGCUUCUCUGCACUUCACACCACUGGACAUUCCUGGGACUCCAGAAGACCUUUCCCUCACAGGAAUACAGCCAUCAGAUGCUAUAGAACCUGCCUCUGAACAGAAUCAGUUGACAGAUCCAGCUACCCAUGAUGCUGUCCCUGAUGACUUCGUGAGAAGAGACAUUGAUCCCUCCUCAUGCCUUGCUUCUACUGUGGGUGCUGAUGAUCCUGAGCUCGACUCCUCCCCUGCCGCUAUGCAUGAAAGCCCUCCAAUUCGAUUGGCCUACCUCCAUGCAGUACUAGGCAACAUCUUCGAGCACAAUACUAUUCUUGAUGCAACAAAUAGACUUGCUGGUUCUCUGGAUAUCAUAGAUGCCUGUGGAUGCCUUCCGACCUAUCCUAAACCUGUUCGCACCUUGGUAACUGCCAAGAAGCAGCUCGGACUCAAUGUUGAUGACUACAUCAAAAAGCGGCCAAUCUGCAUAGUCUAUUUUAAGUACUACUCUUAUGAGACCAUAACCUCUAUGGAUAGCCCUCAGUGUACAGAAUCCAAGUGUCAGGGGCUCAUCUACCGUGAUGUGUAUACCAGCAAGAAGAAUCAUAUCACACGCCUUCCCGCCAAAAUCCAGCCUUAUGCAUCAAUCAUCAAAAGUCUGCGCCGUCUUUGUCUGCGAAAGGACUUUAUUGAGAACUUAAUUCCUCUAACUGGGCCAACUGAAGGAAGCACAGACGACACACCAAUGACUGAUUUCUAUGGAGCAAGUGCAUCCGGCACCAUUCGCAUUGGCCUGAAGUGUGUUGUUGAUGAGCAAGGCAAGGUCAAGGAUAUCAAAAUCUUGCCUGGAUCAUCUCACAUGCUCCGGGAUUGUGAGCUUGGACUCAGUCUUACCCUGAAUGUUGACUGGUAA
This is a messenger RNA of Somion occarium, 1248 nucleotides long. Lineage: Eukaryota; Fungi; Basidiomycota; Agaricomycetes; Polyporales; Cerrenaceae. The record is from the annotation of a GenBank genome assembly.